This is a messenger RNA of Closterium sp. Naga37s-1, 1164 nucleotides long. Lineage: Eukaryota; Viridiplantae; Streptophyta; Zygnematophyceae; Desmidiales; Closteriaceae. The record is from the annotation of a GenBank genome assembly.
AUGCAGCGGACGUACUCGCGGUGGGAACGAUCUCCGUCGCAGAUGAGGCGCUCCAAGGAGUGUGGGAGAUCGCCGACGCGCUCGCCACGGCGGGCGGCGUAUCGCGCGGAUCCGGUGACACCAACGGGCGUGCGACGGGAAGGAAGCGGGGAGGAUCUGCGCGUCAGAUCAGAGCCUUGGAGACGUCCCGCAACGAGCAAUCCGUGGCACCUGGCUGGUGGCCAGCGCGGAGGGGACGAAAGGCACCAAGACGAAGACAUGGACGUCGACUCGGCGAGCGAGCGGGGUGAAGAGGAAGAACGGGAAGAGACCCCAUUUGCGCGAGGAGUGGAAGAGCAUGACAUCGAAGGUGGGGAAGAUUCCCCCAAUGCGCGGGGCGGCGGUAGGCGCGUCAACGCCGACGACGAAAGUUCCCCCACUGCGCGGGGCGGCGGGAGGCGCAUCAACGCCGAUAACGAAGGUUCCCCCACUGCGCGGGGCAGCAGGAGGCGCGUCUACGCCGACGACGAAGGUUCCCCCACUGUGCGGGGUGGCGGGAGGCGCGUCAACGCCGACGACGAAGGUUCCCCCACUGCGCAGGGCGGCGGGAGGCGCAUCAACGCCGACGACGAAGGUUCCCCCAUUGCGCGGGGCGGCGGGAGGCGCGUCUACGCCGACGACGAAGGUUCCCCCAUUGCGCGGGGCGACGGAAGGCGCGUCAACGCCGACGACGAAGGUUCCCCCACUGCGCGGGGCGGCGGGAGGCGCGUCAACGCCGACGACGAAGGUUCCCCCACUGCGCGGGGCGGCGGGAGGCGCGUCAACGACGACAACGAAGGUUCCCCCACUGCGCGGGGUGGCGGGAGGUGCGGCAACGUUGAUGAAGGGAAUUUCCCAGCUGCUCAGGGAGAAGGGAAACAAGGGGGCGCUGGAAAGAGAGAGCAUGAGCGGAUCCGAGGCAAGAAGCUGCAGGAGGAUUACAAGGGAGGCGAGACAGAAGAAGGCUCACCUACGAGGCGGCGAGACGAAGAAAGGAAGGAGCAGGGAUGGGGGCCGGCAGUCACCGUACGGGCCAAGGACGGAGGAGAAGGGUUGGGUGAGGAGAGAGCAAGAAUGGCGGCACCAGGAGCGUUCACCUGCGGGGAGGGAACGGGAAUAGACGGAGGGGCACAGAGAAAACCGUGA